AUGUUGGAUCAGAUUCAUCUGCUGGCUGCUGUGACAGUCCUGGGAGUUGUGGAGCAAGCCUACUUCUUUCUCCAGGUGAUCUAUGCCAGGAGGAUGUUUGGCAUUUCUCCACCAAAGAUCUCAGGCCCACCUGAAUUCGAGAGGGUCUUUCGAGCACAGGUGAAUUCCUCUGAGUAUUUUCCCAUUUUUCUGGCAGUUCUGUGGCAAGCUGGACUCUUCUUCCACCAAGGUCUGGCUGCAGCCUUGGGGCUGCUCUAUAUCUGCUCUCGUUACUGCUACUUCAUGGGAUACAAGGAAUCAUCCUCAGAAAGGCUCGUCCCAUUAUACAUCAGCAGUGGAGUUCUCUGGAUUCUCAUUGCAGCAUCAGCUCUGGGCAUCUUGCAUUUCUUCCUCUCUCACUACGUGGGGCUGAACAUCCUCCAGCUUCUCCCAGUGUGACCUGUUCCUUUGUCCCUCGUUGUUGUUCUCACCUUCAAGCCCUGCUCCCUCCUGUCCAGAGUAACAGACUGGCUGUACCUACCACAGCACAAUCAACAAAUCCACCCUCACCUGACUUUUUAACACCUCCCUCCCUGUUGCUCGGCACCGGCACGAACUGCUGAGCAUUUUGGGAGGUGUUUUUCCUCUGCAGUACUCUUUGUGCCCUAUCUGCCAGCUCCCUCAUGACUGAUGUGGAAAAAAAAAAAAAAAAGCUCCAAUACAAGGAGAAGGUUAGAAAAAAUGGACACAUAAAAGCAAACUUAUCUCAGCCUGAACUUCCCAGUGAGCUGACACAGGGAAGUGCCAUGU
Molecule: messenger RNA, 789 nt
Organism: Calypte anna (Anna's hummingbird)
Lineage: Eukaryota; Metazoa; Chordata; Aves; Apodiformes; Trochilidae
Gene: LTC4S
Product: leukotriene C4 synthase
Exons: 5
Coding region: 1-438 (145 amino acids)
Biological process (GO): leukotriene biosynthetic process
Cellular component (GO): endoplasmic reticulum; nuclear envelope; membrane
Molecular function (GO): glutathione peroxidase activity; leukotriene-C4 synthase activity; glutathione transferase activity
Source: RefSeq, a predicted model, not a curated record